CAAAUCCCAAAAAAAACAGAUGUGGUGACAACUUAUUAUUAUUUGCCAUUGUUUUAAUUUUCAUAUAUUGUUUUUAUUUCACAAUAAACUAUUAAUAAUAAUGGCAACAAAUUACGACAACGAUAGUUAUUGGAAUCGUUCAGCCAGUAAGGCUUUCAAUUUUGAUGACGAUGGCACCGAUGAUACGGAAUUUAAGACUGUAGCGGCCGGAUAUGAGUUAACAACAGAUUUUGGUGGUAUACUAAACGAUGACACCAUUUCAGAGGCUAGUUUUGAUAAUAGUGCCGCUGGUGGAGCUUUAAAUUUAUCCAUAAAAUCUUUGCUGUCGGAGGAAGCUUUAAAGUGUAUAUUAGAUGAACAGUCGAUGGAUGAUCGUUUAAUACCUAAGGGUCUGAGUGCCGAAGAAGAAUUGAAAUUAUUGAGACGACAAAUACAGAAUACUUUGUACACGCCUUCGCCUUUAACAACGGCUCAGAAAUUAUUAAGUGGUGUUAUGGUUAAUUUCGAGGUGUUCAAGUCUUUACAUGAUAAACAGCAACUUUUGGAAGCUGUUUUAAAUAUGGGUGCUGCUGGUGAUGCCAUUAUAAGUGUGGUGUUAUUUCUCGAAAGAACUUUAAAUAGACCAGACUUUUUACAAUUACUUGCCGCAAAACCCAAGGCCUUGCAACAUUAUUUAGCUUUUCUAAAGCAACAAAAUCCCACAGAAGCUGUUAAACUUCUUAAAGAUUUAGGUAAAGCUCAGGAUUCUUUGCUAUUACUUUACAAAGAAAUUUAUCAAUUUCACACGGUGAAAGAGCGUAAAGAAAAAUUACAACAAAUUAUGGAAAACUAUAAAGCGUCCAGUCCGCUUUAUCCACAAUUACUACAUGCUAAUAUUAAGCUACUAAACCUAUUGGAUACAGAACGUGCUACUUUUAACAAUAUGAUAGAUAUAGAUUCCAGUCCUAUUGAAGUUUUAUAUGCCUGUUGUUCCAAAUAUAAUAAUUGGAAGGAACAGGAUAUGUUAAAAACUAUUUCCCCAUAUCAUUUUGCGGCUGAUUUACAGAUCUCACCAGGACAAUUUGAAUGGUGUGCCUUGAAUGAACGCACACAAGCACAGGCUUAUGCUGAUCUACCUCAUAUUUUCGAACACAUACCCACCUGGCAUCCCAUGAAACAAAAACAAUUUCACAUAAGUUUUUCUUUGGAUUUGGCAAUUUUACGAUUGCAUGAAUUACAAGCUCCAGCCACUAUAAUUUAUUUGUUUUUAUCAAAAGUCUCUAACAAUAAUGAUAAACUAACUUUAGCUAGAAGAGUUAAAUGUGUUAAGGCUGAAAUAGAUGCUCUAGUGGCUUUAAAGGAUAUAGGUCAAUUGACUUUACUGAGAGACUCUUUAGCUGAACGUUCAGAGGAACAGUUUUAUUGUGACAAUGCUUUAAAAACGGUACAAACUAAAAGAUGGACUACGGAUAAUAUUAAAUUGAAACUCAAUAAUAAUCUUAGUUGAGUUAUAAUAUUGAUUAUUGAUGAAAAUGCAAUAAUUAUUUAUAAGUUUUGUUACCGAAAAAUCUCAAAGAAAAUGUUAAAUAUUGUAUAAAUUGUACAUUUUUAAAGAUUGCAAUAAAAAGUUUUACAAAUUU
Messenger RNA from Lucilia cuprina (Australian sheep blowfly), 1619 nucleotides. It is a transcript of the gene Vps16B, whose product is annotated as vacuolar protein sorting-associated protein 16B. The transcript is spliced from 2 exons. Lineage: Eukaryota; Metazoa; Arthropoda; Insecta; Diptera; Calliphoridae. The coding region runs from base 101 to 1486 and encodes 461 amino acids. The record is from RefSeq and is a predicted model, not a curated record. Gene Ontology annotation, biological process: vacuolar transport; intracellular protein transport. Gene Ontology annotation, cellular component: cytoplasm.